Molecule: messenger RNA, 1044 nt
Organism: Sitodiplosis mosellana (orange wheat blossom midge)
Lineage: Eukaryota; Metazoa; Arthropoda; Insecta; Diptera; Cecidomyiidae
Product: transmembrane protein 208
Exons: 4
Coding region: 288-809 (173 amino acids)
Biological process (GO): vacuolar protein processing
Cellular component (GO): intracellular membrane-bounded organelle
Source: RefSeq, a predicted model, not a curated record
AACGUUGCUAUGUUGGCGCAUGCGUGUCGAUUAGUUUUGUUUUUGCCCGUUGCUUUUACUCUCUUCUAUUGUAUGAUAAGUACCUGUUUUGACGUUUUCCAAUGAGCUAAAUCAAAUAUUCCAUUUUAAACGCAUUCAAAAUUCAUUGAAAUCCAUUUAUUAUUUUGGUAAUAUUCAAUACCAAAACGAAAGCAGAUAUAACAACUUUCAACAAUAAGUCAACGAUUUAAACAUCAAAAUUUUCUUGUUUUUCACUAAAUUUGUUCAAUCAAGACUGAAACCUUACGAUGGCUCCACAGAAAGGGAAGCAAGGGACUAAAGGUGCCAAACAGAUUGUCGAAGAAAAUUCGGCAACAUUGAAGUUUUACCAAUACAUGGCCGCCGGUUCGACGACCAUUUUUUUCAUAAUUAAUUUUCUAUUUUUUGAAUUCACCGGAAUAGUAUCGUCGAUGGCAUUUAUUUCGGUUGCAAUCAUGCUUGGCUCUUAUCAAUUUAUGGCAUUUAUGUCAAAAGCAAAGUAUUCGGAGAGCGGAAUGCUGCUAGACAGUGGCAGUGAUUUGAACAUGGAGGGUGGAAUAGCGGAGAAUGUCAAAGAUUUAAUUAUUUUAACGAGUGGUACACAAGUGCUGUCGCUGAUAUCGAAUUGGUUUUGGAUUUUGUUGUUGCUCGCUCCAGUUCGUGCAAUUUGGAUGCUUUGGGGUUCAGUGAUCAAACCAUGGUUAAGUCAACGUAACGAGCAACCCGAAGUCGAUGAAAAAAAGCAGAAAAAGCUUGAACGAAAAAUGAAACGGGAACAAAAGUUCAGAUGAAUUUUUUUCACAAUAAUAGUUUAAUUGUGUGAAUGCCUUCGAGAAAAAAAGACAUAAUUGUGUGCGAUUAAAUCACUAUGUUUGAAUGUAUCAAUUGCAAUAAAAAAAAAAUGAGUGGGAUUUUGACGAAAAGAAAAUUUCAGUUAAAUAGAAACAAACCAAGGGACAGAUGAGAACUAAAUGUAUUGCUAUUUAUUUUUUUUAUGAAAUCGAUAAUAAAAAGGAAAAAUGUGCA